AUGCAUGCCUCAUGGGUGAAGGACUUUUCCUCCGAGCCACUGGAGCAGCGCUUGAAGAGCAACGACCUCUCCCGUCGCUGCAGUGCUUAUGCUGAUGCUCAGGCUAAAAUGGAUGCUGAUGGCGGCGAUGAGAUUUUUACUCUCUUCGGUGCUCAUGUGGAGACUGCCUUAGCGGAGACCUUACCCAAGGGGCAGGAUGCUGCCUUGAACGCCCUGGCAGCUUACUUGAAGCAUUGCCCUGGCAUCGAUCAGCGUAGCAAAGAUGUGCUGCCCUGGGUUCGAAAGCUAGCGGAGCACAAGUCCAUCGACAAGCCAAAAAUGCAGCAAUUGGCGCCUGCGGUCAUUUUGCUGAUUGCAGAGAUUGCAGAAUGCCCAGCAGUCCUUCAAGAGUUGACCAAUUGCCUCAGUGAUUUGGAAGAUGCCAAGAAGAAAAACGCGGGCUUCUUAAAGAAGCAAAUAGCCUUCAUCAUCAAGUUGGUGGGCAGUCUGCUGGCUGACUUUGGAGUGAAGAGGAUGGCACCAAAGCUCGGAUAUUUAAGCUUUGUGUUGAAGUAUAUCUCAGAUAGCGAUCGCGGCAUCAGGGAAGCUUGUUAUGGUGUCUUCGUGGAACUCGCUGCCUGGGUGGGCGACAUCUCCGAUUUGAUCAAGCCGAUGGAUGAGCCACAGAAGAAGGAGGUGGCCAAGCGUUUGGCCGAGCCGGAACGUAAGACGGAGCCGCUACGGCGCUAUCGAGGAGAAGCAGCCAGCUCCGGUCCUGCCGCGGGAGCUUCCAGCAAAGCUACAGCAGAUGACAUUUUCGAGAAAGUGGAUCCUUUCAAGAAGUUGCCCAAAGGCUGGUGCAUCAGUGCUGUAACCUCUAUGGAGAAAUGGAAGGAGAAGCUGCAGCACUUGCAGGUGCUUUCUUCAGUGCUGGAAGGUCCAGCUGAUAGACAUCUGUUGUCACCUUCUGAGAACUAUGCCUCCAGGCCAAUAUUUAUGCUCCGAUCAGCGUCAUGGAUGGUCAUGGAUUAUAUUUGGCAAGGUGUGGAGAUUGAGGCUCAAAUGGUCAGACUGUGCUGA
This is a messenger RNA of Cladocopium goreaui, 1059 nucleotides long. Lineage: Eukaryota; Dinophyceae; Suessiales; Symbiodiniaceae. The record is from the annotation of a GenBank genome assembly.